AUGAGUGCGUUCCCAUGUGUGACCCCACAGGGGUCCAUGGGACGCCAGGCCAACAGGAGCUCGCUGGAGGAGGUUCCUGUAGCUGGCUCUGGGCCCCGGCACAGCUUGGGUGUGCAUCAUGUCUCCUACAGCGUCAGCUAUCGUGUUGGGCCCUGGUGGGACGUCACAUCCUACCGACAACAGUGGAACAGGCAAAUCCUGAAAGAUGUAUCCCUGUACGUGGAGAGCGGGCAGAUCUUGUGUAUCCUGGGGAGCUCAGGUUCUGGGAAGACCACGUUGCUGGAUGCCAUGUCCGGGAGGCUGCGGCGCAAGGGGACCCUCCUGGGGGAAGUGUGCGUGAAUGGGAAGGUUUUGCGUCGCGACCAGUUCCAAGACUGCUUCUCCUACGUGCAGCAGAGCGACACGCUGCUAAGCAACCUCACCGUGCGGGAGACGCUGCACUACACCGCGCUGCUGGCUGUGAGACGCCGCUCCCAAGACACCGUGCAUAAGAAGGUGGAGGAAGUCAUGGCAGAACUGAGUCUGAGCCACGUGGCUGACCAACUGAUUGGCAACUACGGCUUUGGGGGCAUUUCCAGUGGUGAGCGGCGCCGGGUCUCCAUAGCAACCCAGCUGAUCCAGGAUCCCAAGGUCAUGCUGUUCGAUGAGCCGACCACAGGCCUGGACUGCAUGACUGCAAACCAGAUUGUCAUCCUCUUGGCCGAGCUGGCUCGCAGGGACCGCAUUGUGAUCCUGACCAUCCACCAGCCCCGCUCAGAGCUCUUCCGGCUCUUUGACAAAAUCGCCAUCCUGACCUACGGGGAGCUGGUGUUCUGCGGCACACCCACAGAGAUGCUGGAUUUCUUUGAGGGCUGUGGUUACCCCUGUCCGGAACAUUCAAACCCCUUUGACUUCUACAUGGACUUGACAUCAGUGGAUACUCAAAGUAAGGAACGGGAACUAGAGACCUACAGAAGAGUCCAGAUGAUUGGGGAAGCCUACAGGAAAUCGGCAAUUUGUCAUGAAACUUUGGAGAAUAUCGAAAGACUGAAACACCUGAAAACGUUACCCAUGAUCCCUUUCAAAAUCAAAGAUCCUCCUGGAACUCUGUUGAAACUGGGUGUUCUUCUGAGGAGAGUGAUGACAAAUUUACUGAGAAAUAAGCAGGGAGUAAGUAUGCGUCUGCUCCAGAACCUCAUCAUGGGGCUGUUCGUCAUUUUCUUCCUUCUGCGGGUCCAGGACGAGGUGCUCACAGGUGCGAUCCAGGACCGCGUGGGCCUCCUGUACCAGUUUGUGGGUGCCAUGCCCUACACAGGCAUGCUCAACGCCCUGAACUUGUUUCCUGCGCUGCGAGCCGUCAGCGACCAGGAGAGUCAAGACGGCUUGUACCAGAAAUGGCAGAUGCUCUUGGCCUAUGUGAUUCAUGCCCUGCCCUUCAGCAUUGCUGCCACGCUGCUUUGCACCAGUGUGUGCUACUGGACUCUGGGCUUAUACCCGGAGGCUGCCAGAUUUGGAUAUUUCUCUGCUGCUCUCCUGCCGCCUCACUUAAUUGGGGAAUUUCUAACGCUGAUGAUACUUGGCUUUGUUCAAAAUCCAAACAUAGUCAACAGUGUGGUGGCUCUGCUGUGUGUGGCUGGUGUGCUUGUUGGAUCUGGAUUCCUCAGAAACUCACAAGAAAUGCCCCUUCCUUUUAAGAUCUUCAGUUACCUUACAUUCCAAAGGUAUUGCUGUGAGAUCCUUGUAGUCAAUGAAUUUGAUGGACUGAAUUUCACUUGUGGUGGCCCAAAUGGUUCUAUGAUUUCUCACCCAAUGUGUACCUUCACUCAAGGAAUUCAAUACAUUGAAAGCAACUAUCCCGGUGCAACAUCCAGAUUCACAGAAAACUUCUUGAUUUUGUAUGCAUUUAUCCCAGUUCUCGUCAUCUUAGGAAUAGUUGUUUUUAAAAUAAGGGAUUACAUCAUUAGCAGAUAGUAAUGAAUAAUGCUGGGAAAAUGGACCUGAAGCUGCUACAGGUGCAUGACUGCUUUGAAUGUCUGGACUAGGUUUGCUGUGUAUUUCUGUCCCGAUGGCACAUUAAGAAGAUUCCAUCUGUGCUCCUAGGAUCCAUUUAGACCUUGAGCACAAUGGAACCGGCUCAUAGCCCCUUGCUGUGUGAAA
Ochotona princeps (American pika) is the source of this 2136-nucleotide messenger RNA. RefSeq names its product ATP binding cassette subfamily G member 5 (gene ABCG5). The record is from RefSeq and is a predicted model, not a curated record. Gene Ontology annotation, biological process: cholesterol homeostasis. The transcript is spliced from 13 exons. NCBI's taxonomy places the organism in Eukaryota, Metazoa, Chordata, Mammalia, Lagomorpha, Ochotonidae. Gene Ontology annotation, molecular function: ATP binding; ABC-type transporter activity; ATP hydrolysis activity. Gene Ontology annotation, cellular component: plasma membrane. The coding region runs from base 1 to 1950 and encodes 649 amino acids.